AUGGUGAGUUUCUUGAUGCUUUCUGUGGUUCUAUUGUUAUCGUUCUUGAUCUUCAUUGCUGUCGACGCGAAAUCUAGCAACCUCCCCACGGGCCACGAUUUUGAGACAAACAAUGCCUUACGUUCUGUCAGCUCCGCGUUUCCGAAUUUGGACUCGUCAGGGACAUUUUUCAUCUUUGCCAACUCCACCAUUCGCGAUGCGGGAGUGGACUUUUUCAGCCGGAACAAUGGUUUCGACUUGGAUUUGUGGAACGAGAUGAACGACUUGAGUUUCUGCAAAGCAGCAGAGUCCGAUGACGUAGCUAGGGUCUGUUUUGGCUUUCUGUCGAGCUCAGCUUGUUUGCGGAUCUUGUCAAGGUCGGGAAACAGCGAGCUUGAUUUGAUGGUGGAUGGCACUGGCGUGGAAAUUGUAGUUUGUUUCUUGAGCUUUAGAGCUUUACAUUCGUGUUCGUUGAAGUUGGUUCUGUGGUCGGUGCAGAACGACACAGAACAGUGCGGACAUGUGAACGGCAGAAAGUCUACCCGCUGGCACACCGAGCAGAGCCGCCCGAUGUCCAGCAACGACUCGUCUUUAGUGGUUGUCAUUGAUGUCUGCAAGAUCAGCACACGCUCUGUAUUUAUACGUAAAUUGAGUGGCAAAUUUGCCACACCAGCCACGACAGGCCCCGGCGGCGCAGAUUGGAAAAAAAUUAUUUCCACGGCUUGUGUGCUAAUGAUUUGUGAUAUCAACGUUCUGUGGCCCCAGGACAGCUAUGACUCGCCUGUGACGCCCGCGCAGCUGAAUGAGCUCAAGAACAGACUCGCCGUGUUGGAGGAGCUCGGAUACACGCACAUUGCUCUCAACUUCCGCGUGCGACAAAGCCAAAAGAUCCCUGCACAGAUAAACCCCAUCGAUGUAUCGCUGUUCCGCGAGUUUGAAUGCCGGCUCAAGCUGUUUACUCGUGUGACCUUGGUUGUGGACGACGCGUCACAGAUGCAGACGGUGACCAAGUUCCAGAACGCGUUUGAUCUCGUCGCGAUUGAGCCCCACUCGGAAAAGGCCCUUACAGCCUGUAUAGUGAACAUGGAGGUGGAUCUAAUUUCGCUAGACUUGGCAAACAAGCUGCCGUGCUAUUUGAAACACAAAACCAUCGGAUCCGCCACCGAAAAGGGUACUUACUUCGAGAUCAAGUACUCAGACCUGGUUGAUACUAAUACAACCACUCGUGCUAUGGCCAUUGCCAACAUGAAGCAACUGUUCAGAGCAUCAAGACUGCGCGGACUCGUGUGCUCGAGUGGAGCAGCUAGCGCAAGGCCGUUGCGCAACUAUACAGACAUUGCAAACUUGCUGGUUUUGUUUGGCCUCGACAGCAACCGCAGCCAACAGGUGUUCAAGGACUGGCCUUUGAAAGCUUUACUGGCUGGACGUCUGAGGAUCAAAUCGUACAAACAAGUGGUCGCCAUCAGCGGAGACGACAACUUGCUGGACAACUCGCUGGAGUCAAAGAACAAGCAAGAUGCCACGCCUUAUAGACAGACCAAAAGACGCAAACAGAACCCUGUUUAA
Molecule: messenger RNA, 1545 nt
Organism: Ogataea philodendri
Lineage: Eukaryota; Fungi; Ascomycota; Pichiomycetes; Pichiales; Pichiaceae
Exons: 2
Coding region: 1-1545 (514 amino acids)
Biological process (GO): tRNA processing
Cellular component (GO): nucleolar ribonuclease P complex
Molecular function (GO): RNA binding
Source: RefSeq, a predicted model, not a curated record